Molecule: messenger RNA, 617 nt
Organism: Calidris pugnax (ruff)
Lineage: Eukaryota; Metazoa; Chordata; Aves; Charadriiformes; Scolopacidae
Product: heat shock factor protein 1-like
Exons: 3
Coding region: 1-318 (105 amino acids)
Biological process (GO): regulation of DNA-templated transcription
Molecular function (GO): DNA-binding transcription factor activity; DNA binding
Source: RefSeq, a predicted model, not a curated record
AUGGGGACAGGAAGGACUCUGACCCAACCUUUCUCCCCACAGAUCCAGGAUCUCCUCUCGUCCCAGGAGCAGCAGAAACCCGCCGAGACGGAGGCCAGCGCAGCAGACACAGGAAAGCAGCUGGUGCACUACACGGCCCAGCCCCUCUUCCUGGUGGACUCCAGCGCGGUGGACAUGGGGAGCGGGGACCUGCCCAUCUUCUUCGAGCUGGGGGAAGGGCCCUAUUUCACGGACGGAGACGAGUACUCGGAAGAUCCCACCAUCUCCCUCUUGUCGGGGACUGAGCAGCCCAAACCCAAGGACCCUGCGAUAUCCUAAAGGGUUUGGAAGGAGAGGAAGAAUCCACACCUAAAGGGAAGAUCCCAGCCGUCAGCAGCCUCCUCGCUUCGCACAGACGUUGACAAAGCUCUAAACACCCUCUGGUUCGUGUUCGCUUCCCCCGGCACCGUGAGGAUUUCAUUUGUGUGUGUGCUUCAAUGAGGUGUUUUGAAAUCUGCUUUAGAUUCUCCAGCCACCCAGCGCUCCUCCGCUUUGGUGGCCGUUGCCUUGGGGAGGUGGGGGGUGAGGGGGGGGGCCCAGGCUGUGCGUGAAACCCCCCCCCCUCCUCACCAUCUGCU